CUUUCAUCGUCUCUCUCUCUCUUUAUCUCUCAAGAAGAAAACAAAAAUCGAAGAACCAGAUGAGACUCUCUUGCUUUGUUUGUUUGUUAUUGUUUCUCAUCACUGUUUCAGUUCAGUUAGAUGAGACAUUAUCAUUAAGAAGAGACAUGACAAAGCUUCUUGAAAUCCAAGACAAGAUCCAAGAAAGACUCGCAACCGCUCCCUCUCUCCCACCACUAUCUUCACCAUCAUCUCCAUUUCCCAAAAUGGUGGGAAGAGUUAUUUACCCAAUAAGCUACGGAGCUGACCCUACAGGUGGACAAGACAGCAGUGACGCAAUACUUGAAGCCUUAACAGAUGCUUUUCAGUUACACAUUGAGCUUCACAUGCUGCCACGUGUCACUGAUCUAGGAGGUGUUGUUAUUGAUCUCCAAGGUGGCAGUUACAAGAUCGGAAAACCUCUCCUCUUCCCUUCCUCCGGUGGUGGAAACCUCCUGGUAAAAGGAGGGACUCUCCGUGCAUCAGAAGUGUUUCCUGAUGAUCGUCAUUUAGUAGAACUCGUGGCAUCAAACUCAGAGAUCUUCUUUGAGGAUGUGACCUUCAAAGACGUUCUAUUCGACUCAAGCUUCAGAGGAGGUGGCCUCACGGUAGUAAACUCAGCUCGUAUCCGUAUAACAGACUGCUACUUCCUCCACUUCACAACGCAUGGGAUUAAAGUCCAGGGAGGUCACGAGACAUACAUUUCAAACACAUUCUUAGGACAACACUCAACGGUAGGUGGAGACAGAGAAGAAAGAUCAUUCUCCGGGACAGGUAUCGAUAUCUCCAGUACAGAUAACGCCAUUACUGAUGUAGUGAUCUUCUCUGCUGGGAUCGGUAUCUUGUUGAACGGCCAGGCGAAUAUGGUCACGGGAGUGCAUUGCUAUAACAAAGCUACGUGGUUUGGUGGGAUUGGGAUUCUAGUGAAGUCUCAUUUAACGAGGAUAGAUAAUUGUUACCUUGAUUACACAGGUGUAGUCAUUGAAGACCCUGUUCACGUCCAUGUCACAAACGGUCUCUUCUUGGGAGAUGCUAACAUUGUGUUGAGAGCCGUGCAAGGGAAGAAGAUUCACGGUCUGAAUAUAGUUAACAACAUGUUUAGUGGUGAUCCUAAACAUAACUUUCCUAUUGUUAAGGUUGAAGGGGAGUUUACUGAGGUUGAACAAGUUGUGAUUGAUCAGAACAAUGUGGAAGGGAUGACGUUGAGAUCAACAACAGGGAGGUUAAAGGUUUCAAGUAAUGGGACUAGAUGGGUUGCUGAUUUUGCACCGGUUUUGGUUUUCCCUAACCGGAUAAACCAUUACCAGUAUUCGUUUUUGGCUCAGUCUGGAGAGAUACCUGCGAGUGCUGUGACUAAUGUUUCUAACAAUGUGGUCGUUGUAGAAACUGAUAGAGAUGUAACUGGAACCGUGUCAGUGAUUGUUUAUCAGUAG
Eruca vesicaria subsp. sativa (arugula) is the source of this 1451-nucleotide messenger RNA. The record is from the annotation of a GenBank genome assembly. Lineage: Eukaryota; Viridiplantae; Streptophyta; Magnoliopsida; Brassicales; Brassicaceae.